AUGAAGAAGGGUCAAAAAGAGACCAAAGUUGAAACAGAAAUGCAAACGUGGCCGAGGUGGUUACUGGUUCUAACUGGUCUUUGCCUCAUCCACGGUCCCAACAGGAAGUCUAGUAACACUUGGGAAGCUUUGAAACCGCGACACGUACCACAGGAUUGGUAUGAUAUCGUCUGGUUUAAAGGAUCACUGCCGAAGCACGCUUUUACAAUGUGGAUUGCCAAUUAUGAUAAGCUACCAACAAAGGCAAGACUAGCUUCAUGGGGAGUACCUGUCUCACCGUUGUGCUCUUUCUGCUCCAAGGAAGAAGAGUCCAGAGAUCAUCUACUGCUAUCAUGCGAUUACAGCCAGCAAGUUUGGAGUGAAGUCUUUGCUAGAUGUCAACCUCCGGCCUCCACUUUUACAAAAUGGGCGGAGCUGCUCUCAUGGAUUCGACAUCCUCGAUCCAAGCGGGCUGCUCUGCUCAGAAAAUUGGCAGCGCAAACGGUGGUCUUCCAUCUUUGGAAGCAGCGAAACAAUCUCAAUCACAACCAGAUAUCACUCCUGCCGAUAGAUGUUUUCAAGAAUGUUGACAGGGAGCUGAAGAAUAUCAUCUCUUCUAUGAGAGAGACUAAAAGCUUCAAGAACCUAAUGGUGAAGUGGAUUCGGUAG
This is a messenger RNA of Raphanus sativus (radish), 648 nucleotides long. RefSeq lists its product as uncharacterized. The coding region runs from base 1 to 648 and encodes 215 amino acids. The record is from RefSeq and is a predicted model, not a curated record. Lineage: Eukaryota; Viridiplantae; Streptophyta; Magnoliopsida; Brassicales; Brassicaceae. The transcript has 2 exons.